AUGCAUGCCGCCCAUUUGCGUCUUGGUAAACUAUGGCAAUAUGAUCGUGAUGUAGUGCACCAUGGUAAAUUGAACCAUUACUCCCUUGUGUUUAAAGGAAAGAAAUUUACUCUAGCCCCUUUGGAUCCAAAAGACGUACACAAUGAUCAACUGAAGAUGAAAAAGUUUUGUGAUGGGGUUAUAGGGAAGAAAGAUAUAAUUGAAAAGGCAGAGAGAAAAGAGGCCAUUAGUGAUAAAGGUCAAAAUACAAAUGAUCCAAUAGAUUAUAAGGACGUUUUCAAUAAGGCACCUAAAGAUUUACCACCUUUGCAAGGCAUAGAGCACCAAAUUGACUUAGGACCCAGUGCAACAAUUCCAAACUGUCUAGCUUACCAAAGUAAUCCAGAGGAGACAAAGGAGUUACAAAGGCAAGUGGAUGAGCUAUUACAAAAGGGGUACAUUAGAGAAAGUUUGAGCCCCUGUGUUGUCCCUGUCCUAUAG
This is a messenger RNA of Gossypium raimondii (Peruvian cotton), 480 nucleotides long. RefSeq lists its product as uncharacterized. Bases 1 to 480 code for a protein of 159 amino acids. The record is from RefSeq and is a predicted model, not a curated record. Lineage: Eukaryota; Viridiplantae; Streptophyta; Magnoliopsida; Malvales; Malvaceae. The transcript has 2 exons.